Blepharisma stoltei is the source of this 4507-nucleotide messenger RNA. The record is from the annotation of a GenBank genome assembly. Lineage: Eukaryota; Ciliophora; Heterotrichea; Heterotrichida; Blepharismidae.
AUGAUGGUCAAUAAAACCUUAGAAAAAAGAGCCAAAACAAUGAUUGAAGAAGUCAAAAAGAAACAAAACAAAGAGAAUGAGAAAAAAUUAGCAAAAGAAGAAAUGAAAAAAACUGAAAAAAAGCAAAUUGAGAUAAAAGUUAACAAAAUUGAAGAAGUCAAGGUAAUUCAAAAUUACGAUAAUUUAAGAAAUAAUUCAGAAGCAACAGAAGAUCAAGAAUUAUAUUUUCCAGAUCCUAUUUUGCACUUGUCUAAGCUUCUGCAUAUUAACACUUCCCGGCAAUGCUUAGUUUGAGCCCAUUCUGAUUCUUUCGCAAGUUACCCGCCUUAUUUAAAAGAAAAUACUUCAAAAAUUCUUUUAUUUACAUCAGGCUGUGUUAUUGUCGCUUUAAAUCCUUCAAACUCAAACCAAUUUUUUUUCUUUGGUCACACAAACACAGCUGAAUUGUUAGUGCUUUCUGAAGACCAAAAGCUCCUUGUAUCAACCCAGAAUGAACCUUGCACAAUUUUCAUAUGGUCUUUAAGAACCAGAAAACCGCCCAAAAAAAUAGAAGUCAAGAGAAUGACUCGAAUAAAAAGCUUGAUUUUUAAUCCUACAGGACAGAAACUGUUAUUAUCAGGAUUAGAUGAUCUUAACCGUGACGUCUUAUUGUUCUAUGACAUUUCUUCAAUUAGCAAGUCCAAAGAAGCUGCAAUAAUUGGACAGCAAUUAAGCGAUUUUCCUAUAAAUGCAGCUAUUUUUUAUCCUAAAGAUGACAAUAGGGUUAUUAGUUGUGGUAAAGGAAAUAUCAGGUUUUGAAGAAUCAAAAAUGGUUGCAUGCCAGGAACAACUGUAUCAAUUGGUCCACACUCAAAAGAAGAAUGAAUGGCUUUAGAAUGUGUGCAAACAGGAAGUUUUCAUAAAUUAAUUGUUGGAGGAUCAUCUGGGGUUCUUAUACAAAUAAGUUUAAUUGCGAAAGAGCUUGAAGCUUCAUAUAAUUUGCAUCAGGGAGCAAUUUAUUGCAUUAAAACCAAAGGAGACAUCAUAAUUACUUCAAGCGCUGACAAAACUCUAAAGGUUUGGCCUAAAUCUUUUACUGAAUCUUAUUUAGAAGUUCAACAUAACUCUCCGGUAUUAUCUUUAGAUGUGCUAGGAACUCAGGUCGCUUGUGCAACAGAAAACCGGACCUUAGGAACGCUUAAUUUAGAUACAAAUGACUAUAAAACAUUAUUCAGAAGCCACUUAAACUCGAUUUUAUCUAUUUCAAUCCAUCCUUCAAAACUACAAGUUUCUACUAUUUCAGACGACAGAACCAUUAAAAUCUGAAAUCCGCUAUCAACUGAGCUCCUUUAUGAGUUUAGUUCUCCCUUAGAUGAUCCGCUUUGCUCUGCUUUUAGUCCAUCAAUUAAUAUUUUAGCUUGUGGAUUUUCUUCAGGAGCAGUAAGGAUAUUUGAUCUGGAUAACUCCAAGGUAAAAGAUGAGCAUCAUCAGCAUAACGGUGGGGUUGAAACCUGCAUUUUUAGUAAAGAUGGAUUUUGGUUGAUUUCUUUAGGAGGAGAUGGAUCCACUAGUAUAUAUGACGGAAAUAGAGAGUUCCAACCUGUCAAAGAUAUUGCAAAUGAUUACCCAGGGGCUAUCACAGGAAUUUUUAGCGGUGAUUCUCGCUUUUUUGCAAUUGUGGGGUGCUAUGGAAGCUCAAUUUGCAUUUGGGAUACUAAAACUUUGACACAGAGGUUCAAAAUAAAUUUGCUUACAUCUAUUAAUCAGCUAGAAUUUUCAGAAGAUUGUCGCCAUCUCGUAGCUUUAACACAUACAGAGACAGAUAAGCUCCUAUAUUACGUUGUUUCUGAAGAAAAAGUUUCUCUUGAAAAAGAAAUUUCAGUCCCUCUCGGAAUAAAAAAAUUCAAAAUAUCCAGAAAUAACAGAUAUAUUGCAUCCUUAGGCCACGAUAAAAUAAUCAGAAUAUGAGAUUUCUUUUUAGAAAAAUCCCCACAAGCAUUUUUAGGCCAUACUGAUGAAAUUACUGAAGUGUUCUGGGGCCAAAACUGCGAUCAUUUAUUAUCAUUUUCAGCUAAAGAUGGGAUUUUUAUAUGAGAAUUCUUAGGCAGUAAAUCGGUGUUUUCCCCACCAGCUGUGGAACAGAAUGAGUAUAUAGAAGAAGUGGAGCCGAUUUUAGAAAUAAAUGAAGAAGUUGAAGAAAAAAUAAUGAAUUUAGAAAAAGAAACAGAAGAGUACCUUAAACAAGUAGAAUUAGUGCAAACUCAAAGCCAGCCUUAUAAAAAACCAUCAUUAGAGUAUAUAUUUGGGUACACUCCUCAUAGGUUUAAUCUUCAUUGGGCGCCAGAAAAAGGAUGGUUUUUAUACAGCCACUGCUCAAAUAUCAUUAAAAUGCUUCUUCAUGGAAGCAAAAAGCAAAAAUUGCUUCAUGAGCAUAUAAAUGAUGUUGAAGUGAUUGCUGUGAGUCCGAAUUAUCAGUUUAUUGCUUCAGCUGAAAGUAGCUUAAAUAUAGAAGGCUCAGCUAGGAUUUUAAUUUGGGACUCAGAUGAAGGAGAAAUAGUUAGCUCACUUGAGUAUCAUGACCGGUCUAUAAAAUGUUUGGCUUUUUCUCCAUGCAAUAACUAUUUAAUUUCAAUAGGAAAUAUUGAUGAAUGCUUAAUUGCGGUAUGAGAUAUAAAAUCAGGAAAAAUACUUGCUACUUCUAUAUUAGAAAAUUAUGCGAAUCAGAUUAUUUGGGUCCCACAGCUCUCAACAUUAGAGUUCGUGACACUAUCGAGCCAUGAUAUGAUAUUUUGGAGACUAAAUCAAUAUAACCAGCUAGAAUUCCAGCAGGCUGAAGGAAUUGGAACUAAUGAAACUCUGACCUGUGUUGAAUUUUCUAAAUUUUUCGAAAAGAUCUCAUCCCAUCUUUUAUUUGUAGGAACUGAGUCAGGGAUGGUCUUAAUAUUCAAUGCACGAACUAAUACGCUGGCAUCAAGCAAGAGAAUAGUUGAUUUUAAGAUCACUUUUAUUUCUUCAAAAGAAGAUAGAGUUAUAGUUGGUGGUGAGCAUCCUGAAAUCUAUAGCUGAAAGUGGGCAGAUGGUAUGUUUUCUGGCCAACCGGAUAGAAUUUUGCUAGAAAGCUACCCAGAAUCUUUUGCUUUUGACACAUCUGGCAAUGAAGGCCUUGUGGGAACGUGUGAGGCUAAAUAAAGUGCACUGUAUUUUAAACUCCUCUCAAGCCCUAUAAAAAUGAUUUAAUUUUCAAAAAUGAUCUUUUGACAUGAAAAAGUGCAAACGUGUGUUUUUGAUUUUUCCAAACAAGAGGGUAAAGCAAGUUAAGGUGUUUAAAAAUCUAUAUCCUUUCAAGAAUAAGAAUUUAAGCAGAGAAAGCUCAAGAUGGGAUUGUAUAAUAAGCAUUACUUACAGUAUACUUACAAAUAGCACCCAAUAUUGUCUAAAUAAAUGUAAGGGGUAAAAAAAAGCAUAUUUGAAAAUUACAGCCAUUUUAUAGUUUUAGGAGGGGUUUAAAAAGUGCAGUGUACUUUAUUAAACUCACCCUGUGGGAACUCGCCAUUGCAAUAUUUGGUACAUUGAUUGAAACGAGCAUGCCACACUACGCAUCAUCAGUAGCCAUUCACAAGAAAUUACCUCAAUUGCUUGUCGAGGUUUUAUAGCUUCAGCAAGCAAAGACCAAACCAUUAGGAUUUGAAACGAAGAAACCUUUGAGCAAGACAUCCAAUUCCUAUCUGCAAGCUACUACUGUCUAUCAUUAGCUUUCCACCCAUCACUUCCUUAUCUAUGUGGAGGGUUUAAUGAUGGUAGUAUCAGGAUUUUCGAUAUAUCUUCAACUAAAUGUAUAGGAACUACAAAAGCUUGUCUUGGACUGAUAACCUCACUGGUGUUUAGUAAGGAUGGCGACAAUAUUCUUGUCGGAACAGAAGCAGGAAUGAUCACUGCUGUGUUUAUAGAAAGAUGGAACCCAUUAAACAUAAGACUGAUUGACUUCGGCAAGGCAGGAGGCCGAAUUAUUAAUAUUGAUAUAAAAGAGAGAUCUUUAUUAGCCUCAACAGUUGAAGGAAAAGUUAGUGUCUGGGAAAAGAAAUUCACAGCUCAAAGCCUGCUUGAUAAAAAAUUAUUUGAAAGUGAACAAAGCGAAUUUAAUUUAAUUGACAUAUAUAAUGUUCUAGAGCCGAAUGAGAAAUCGAAAAAUUACUACCCGCAGCCUGAAUCUUUGGAAUGUAAAGCAAGAUUUGACUUGCUAAAUGAUAAAAUUUUGCUAAUUACUGUGAGGGGGUUGCAGUAUUUGCUUUUUAGAAAUUAUGCUACACAUCAAAUAGUUAGGAGAGUGAACUUGUCAGGAUUCCCACUGACUUUGGCUGUAAAUGGAACGAAAAUUGCAAUCGGGCUGUGUGAUAAGAGGAUAAUUGUGUAUGAAGAUGGAAAAAUACAAGAGUAUAAAGGAAUUUCAGAUUCUGUUGGCGCUUUGGUGUUUACAGCAAAAUCUUUGGUUAGCUGUUCAGGAACAGAACUUAGCUUAUGGUCUGUUUAA